UGAAUUUUAGGGUACAACCUGGAGUUUUUCUGUGCUACGAGUUAAGUUUGAAUGAACGUUGAUGGUUUGGCGGGAGCGAACCUAACAGAUUUUUUAACUGCGUAGUCGUACUACGAAAUGUGCGAAAUGUAUAAUUGUCCAGUAACUUAUACAGUGGAAGAAGACCGGCUGGCAUGGAACUCCGAAGAAAUGGUUCAAGAAGACCGAGUGAUUCUCGAAACGGAAAUAACGCUGAAGACUGGACCAAAUAUUACCAUGAAGAUACAUGAGGAAAGUCGCUGCAACAGCGAGCUUAGUGGCACGUUUACUGAAAGUGAAGAGGAUUCCAAGAGAAGAGCAAUCAUCAAAGUGUUGAAUGACGAUAGUGAAACUGAAGGUUACGAAGAGUCCAGAACAUCUCCAAGAACACCGAGGAAAGUGCGGUUUGGGGGCGAAUCAGUGAAGCUGCGGACACCGGAAAGCGACAGCAGCCAUCAAGCCGAAGAGGAAGACAACCAAUCCAUCUUAACAAUCACAGUUACUGAUGCAGUUUCCAUUACUACCAGGAAAAGCCUUAUUCCAGUUCGCAUUUCGUCGCUUCCAUCCAGCCCUAAGAAAAGCACUUUACCGGACCCAAAACCUUUGAAAAAGCAAUAUCAGUCAGCCCCAAAUCUUAGUGCGCUUUCGUCGAAAAUCCCCAUCAGGAAACAUGCUCUUCAGGAAAAGAAGAAAGUGGCACUGGAAACCGGUGAAACGUCUGGAAUUAACCACACAAGUUCAAAGGCUGCAGAAAAACCGGCGAGUUUAAAGCCGCCCAUAUUGAAGCACAGUCGGGCUGAAGAUGUGUUGUCUCCGGUGCCUGUUCACAAUGAAAUUGAAGUUUUCCACAAUCUGACCAGAAGCCCGGAAAGAUCCAGAAAAUCUUCGCUUACAGGUGAAAACAAGGAGGAACCUUCAGAGCUGGAAAAAGAGCGUGAGGAACCCGCGGCUCAAGCAAAGACAUACGACAGCUUUCAGGUGUACAAAGAGGUUCCACUGCUGAAAGUACCAAAAGAGAGCUCAGUAGUAAUAGAAGAAAUCACUGAAAGUAAUGCUUUGAAGGUGCACAAUGGGAAACCCUCAGCGUUGCAACAGUCGCUGUCUUCACUCACUAGUGAGGACGAAGUAUGGGCAAAAUCCGAAGCACUGGACAGCGUGGUAAAGAUGCUGAAAGAGCCGGGAACAUGCGAAUCUUUAGAAGCAGGAGCGGCCGCUCUUCUAUUUGAGGCCCUCUUUGCCUGCCAUCACCGCGACAGGCUGCACAGCCUUGCUGAUGACUCUUUGAUGAUUUUAAUUGCCGGCCUUCGGCCUGAAGUCCUGGAACGCUGCCUUCCAAGGCUGAUCCUCAGUUUGUGCAAAAUGGGCGCGUCGUCUGGAGUGCGUUGCGCGUUGGUGGCGAUGAAGAAACUGCCCCCCAAAAAGCUGCAGCUUGAAGUGCUUUCCAGAGGUUUCGGCCAUCGAACACGAGAAGGGGCUUUGCAGAUUUUGAUGGCUUGUACUCGCUUGUAUCCCAGGCAGGAUGUGGAAGUGGUGAGAAUCGCAGAAUUUGCAGCUUUGGCGCUGCGCGACAGAAGAAGGCGGGUGAGACAAGCGGCACUGGAAACGUUAGCAGCUGCAGCUCAGCUUUCAUCUGUUCACGAAACUCUCAAUGUGGUGGAGAGUGCCAUCAAGGAUUUUGGGGAUUUUGGGGAAAUUAUUCAAGUUGUCCGCACGAGAUUAUCAAGAAAACAGCUGCCCACUGUAGACUUGGACGGUUCCAUCCGCUAUACAUCUCCCAUCGAUCAAAAUGAAUCCCACUGGAUAACAGGAAGCGUGCUAAAAGGCAACGUUUCUCCUUCUCCGAUUUCGUCGGCAUCAUCAAGCAACACAUCGGCCAACUAUUGGAUGCACAACUUGAGGCAUGAACACAAUUUCAACAGCGGUUCCAUGCGGAUUAGGCAACUCUCCGAGUCCAAUGAGGAAGAUGUUUUUGAUGAUUCCUGCAAAAUUUGGACUCCAGACGCAAGCAACUGCGACACUUUAAAGGCGGCAAAUGGAUCAAAAGCUGGCGUUCUUCGCCCUGUAUAUAUCCUGCAGCCGGAGUCUGCUACUGAAAACGGCAAGCACAGUCGAGGCUAUCGCAAGUACGAUAGGGGGCGGUCAUUUUCGCCCCCGAAGCAUUUCAAGGGCCAUUUUCCUGCCGGAUUGGUCGACCCUGUUCCUAUAAUUCCAGUGCAUAGCAAUACCAAUGGAACUGAUAAGCAUUAUUCGGCUCCUGAUGCUUAUUCGCGACUGCAGUAUCCUGCAGACAGUCGGCUUCAGCAAGGCUUUCGAAAGAGUUUUUCCUCGGAUCAGCUUUAUUCUAAUGACCGGCUGCCGUCCAAGUAUGAGCCUCAGUCUUUGUCGCUUUCCAGUCGAUCGUCUUCCACAUCAACAGGUUCAUCGACAAAGAGCGGCUUUUGGUACCGAGACCUAAAAUCGGGAAUUCCACUGCCCAUCGCUGAAUCCAAACUGAAAAUCCGACACAGCACUUCAUCAAGCAUCACAUCCAAUGGGCCUUUAAUUGCCAAACGGUCAAUAACAAACAGUCCUCAACAUACGCCGGGUUCUUCGAAACCAUCGCCCAGACCUCAAACGCAUGUGGGAGAUCAUGAAUCCAUCAGCCAUCUUUCGCUGCCGCCGCCACUGUCUUCUGGUUCGGAAACUUCGGGGUAUUACACCCCUUCCCCACCCGACACCUACCCUCCUGCUUUUAUUAAAAUGGACACGGAGGAGCGGCCCAGUUCCGAUGCAGAAGAGCCGAUAGAGCAAAAUCGUGCCGAUUCGCGGUCCAAUAAAUCAGUGCUGAAUGAGGAGGGCCAGAGCCCAGGACCUGGAUCUAGAAUAGGCUCGGCCCAGCCAACCAAUCACUUCUUAGGGGAGCCUAUUCACGACAACUACCCCUCAGUGGAGUCAAUACAGCUCAACAACAACGAGGAAGUGGCCCAGUCAAGACCGCCUUCACACCAGCUUCUCCUGCAGUCAAUUCCAGCCAAAAUAGAAAUUCGGAGGAAAAGCAAAUCUGUUAUUGACUUGCCGAACUUCCUGCCCCAGAUUGCGCCAAUCAGGAAGAACGUAAACUCGGCCCCCCCUAGAAACGAGGACAACGUUCUGAACAACAAUCCAGAGCCGGACGCAACUGAUCCACUUCCUCCCAUGGUCGAUGCUGGACAGCAUCAGGAAGUAACAAAAAGCCAACAGAGCUCGGCUGUGGUGCGCAAAUCCAAGCUGGAGAGGCGCCGGUUAUCCAGAAACGACAGCAAGACCCUGAAGGCUUCACCAAGAGCUGCUGCAGAGAGCUCAAUAGCGAAGCCGCCCAAUAAACCCAAGGACGUUCUGCAGCAUGUGCUCACUCAACUGGAAGAUCCCAAUUGGGAGGCGACAGUCGAAGGGCUUCAAGGGCUGAUCAAACUUUUGAAACAAAGUCCCGAUACAGUCCUGCAGCAGAUCCAUCAGAUUUGCAUCGUUUUGGCCAAACACAUCAAGAAUUUGCGGUCUCAAGUGGCUAGAGUGGCUUGUAAUACAGCGAGUGAACUGUUUUUGACUUGUCGAAGAGCUUUGGACAUGGAAAUAGAAGACAUAGCGAUUCCACUUCUUCAACGAACAGCCGACACAAAUCGGUUCCUAAGAGCCGAUGCAAACGCGACUCUGGAUGUGAUGUGCGAACACCUUCCAACUCACCGGGUAAUCCCAGUGGUGGCGGCCAGGGGCUGUGCCCACCCUAAUUCCGUUGUGCGAGCCGCCUCUGUGCGUUUGCUCGGUGAUCUGGUACGAAGACUGGGAGCAGAGCGGGUGUUCUGCAUGCCGAAGGAGUUGCGCGAUAAACUGCUGCUGGCUGGAGCGAAUGCUCUUGCCGAUGGCAAUGUGGAGGCGCGAUCGCAUGGCAAGAGCAUGCUGAAGCAUUUGGUGGAGCAUCCAAAUUUCCAGAGGAACCUACGGGAGGCUGUGCCUCAAAAUAUCCUAAGACACAUAUCUAAAGUGCUGGCUACGAUUAAGCCUGACGCGUAAAUGUUUGGGAAGUUCGUCUUUGGCUCAAUUUUCCUUUCCAUGAAGUCGUUGUUGACACAGUUGUAAUCGAGAGUUUACUCACUUUGAAAAUUCGUUCAAAAUGGGACUCAAUCAACUUCAGAAUCCUCGAUUUUCACAAUGUAAAACAAUGUGGUUUUGAGUCAUAGACCGAAUUCUGUAUUUAAUUUAUCUUCCACUUUCAUUUAUUUAGCUGAAACUUUUGUAUUGUUACGUAGUCUUGUACUGUUAGAUAUUUUAAUCAAUGUUUAAUAAAAUUGGUCAAUAACUUAAAA
Dendroctonus ponderosae (mountain pine beetle) is the source of this 4337-nucleotide messenger RNA. RefSeq lists its product as uncharacterized. The record is from RefSeq and is a predicted model, not a curated record. Gene Ontology annotation, molecular function: microtubule binding. Gene Ontology annotation, cellular component: cytoplasmic microtubule; cilium. NCBI's taxonomy places the organism in Eukaryota, Metazoa, Arthropoda, Insecta, Coleoptera, Curculionidae. Gene Ontology annotation, biological process: microtubule cytoskeleton organization. Bases 118 to 4044 code for a protein of 1308 amino acids. The transcript is spliced from 19 exons.